AUGUUCAUGAACGUGGCUACGUGUAACUUCUCUAUUUUAGAAGUGUGGUAUAUGGCGAUGGAAGGUUACAAAGCAUUGAAGUAUAAACUGAAUCCUGUAUAUUUUGAUAUAUCCUCUGAUGACAGAGUAAAAAUGAGGGAAUUUGUUCCACAAAGAAAGGUUCAAAGAAGCAUUGAUAAUCUUCAACGUAUCAAUGAAAAAUAUGCGGUUGUGAAUGACUUUUUGCCGCGUUGGGCGACUGAGAAAUAUUUGUGUUCUUUGUAUGAAGAAUUAACUUCUCAGGAGGCAAGAAAUUCACCGACGAUGAGCCCUGAACCAGAACAAAUCAAGAAUUACAUCCAUGACAUCAUUGCAUUUGCAAAAGAAGUACUUCAAAAAGAAGAAGCUGCAUCAUCUAAGGUAAGGGAAGUAAAAACGAGAGAGAGAGAGAGAGAUAUAUAUAUUAAAUUCGCACAUCUUCUCAGAAAGCUUGGGAAUUAA
Saccostrea echinata is the source of this 480-nucleotide messenger RNA. RefSeq lists its product as uncharacterized. NCBI's taxonomy places the organism in Eukaryota, Metazoa, Mollusca, Bivalvia, Ostreida, Ostreidae. The record is from RefSeq and is a predicted model, not a curated record. The coding region runs from base 1 to 480 and encodes 159 amino acids. The transcript is spliced from 5 exons.